Molecule: messenger RNA, 612 nt
Organism: Histoplasma capsulatum G186AR
Lineage: Eukaryota; Fungi; Ascomycota; Eurotiomycetes; Onygenales; Ajellomycetaceae
Exons: 2
Coding region: 1-612 (203 amino acids)
Source: RefSeq, a predicted model, not a curated record
AUGGCUUGGGAUGCAACAGCAGGCGUAUCGUUGGAGUACCAAACAAAACCCAAAGUAACAGAAACUACAUUUUUUGCGUUUGCCUUGCCGUUACAGCGUUCCAGGUUAGAUUCCUCAAUGGGUAUCCGUAAGAUAAUCUUACACCCUCACACAUCGUUGGCGCGAUGGCCUGCAGUCCAGAGCCAGACGCCAUCGCAAAACCCUGUUUUCGACGCAGGUUGCCUUCCAAUGCUAUUUCCGCCAUGGUUCAGGCCGUCGACGCUGUACUGCAGGUGUCGUAGUAUCGAAGUAUCAAAGUAUCAAAGUAUCGAAGUUUCGACGUCUCACGCUGCAGGGUCGGGGUCCCAGGCACCUGGCCAAGCUGAACGCGGUUCGGGAAUCAAAAGCUUGGUCACACAGCAUGUCCAGUGGAGGACGUCGAUUAGUGAUGCCAUGGCGCCGUCGAGCUGCUUGGGUUGUGGGUGUGUUUUAAACGGCCCUGGCGGCUGUCGCUGGUUCAAGGCGGAUCACGGCUGGAAAUGUGCCGAAAUUUCGAUCCUUGGCAUAAGACUGACGGCUGCAGUGCUCCAGUGCUCCAGUGCUCCAGGCCCCGGGUUUAGGUUAGGGGUUUAG